This is a messenger RNA of Peronospora matthiolae, 924 nucleotides long. NCBI's taxonomy places the organism in Eukaryota, Oomycota, Peronosporomycetes, Peronosporales, Peronosporaceae. The record is from the annotation of a GenBank genome assembly.
AUGCCUUUCGCGCAAGUUGUGCUAGGACCUCCUGGCUCAGGCAAGACGACGUACUGCAAUGGCAUGCAGCAGUUCUUGCAAGCAAAUGGACGAGACGCGGCGGUCGUGAACAUGGAUCCGGCCAAUGAGCAGCUGCCGUAUGUCGCUGACGUGGACGUGUCCGACUUGGUGUGUCUCGAGAACGUCAUGGAGGAGAUGGACCUCGGUCCUAAUGGCGGACUCGUGUACUGCAUGGACUACAUCGACGUGAACUUUGACUGGCUGGACAAGAAACUUGCGACGCUUCAGGACAAGUACGUGCUGUUCGACUUUCCAGGACAAGUGGAGCUCUACACGAACGAAAACAGUGUGCACAGCAUUCUGCACAAGCUGCAAAAGAGCAGAUACCGACUGGCGGUGGUGCACCUCGUAGAUGCUCAUCACUGCACUGACAGCUCCAAGUUCGUGUCGGUGGUCAUGCUGAGCUUGUCGUCCAUGGUACGGCUGGAACUGCCGCAUAUUAACGUGCUCUCCAAGAUGGACCUCAUGCAGCAGUACGGCAAAACAGCGUUCAACUUGGACUUUUACACGGACGUGCUUGACUUGCGGUACCUGCUCGAUCGGUUGGAUGAGCCGGACGACGCCGACGAUGAGCAGCAAAUUUCGCUCGAGCCGCGGUAUUCGACGAUCCCCCACUCGCGACUUGCUGAGCGGUUUCGCCUCAUGAACGAGGCUUUGAUCGAUGUCAUCGAAGACUUUAGCCUUGUGAGCUUUCUGCCGGUGCAGAUCGAAGACCCCGCAACACUGCAGAAGCUCAUCGCGGCUAUUGACAAGGCCAAUGGUUUUGUGUUCACGGGCGUAGACUUCCAGACCGCCGUCGUUAAAGAUUACGCUUUCGGAGACCAGCGUGCACCUGAUGUUCAAGAGAAAUACGUUGAUCAGUAG